GGAGCCGGCCGGGGUGGCGGGCGUUGGGUGAGAGUUGAAGGGCAGCAGCACCACACCGGUCAUGGUGGCGGUGGCUGGAGCCAAGCCUCACCCCCCCCGCGACCUCUUCGUGGACGUGGACCUGGUGGUCGUCUGGGGCGGCACCCGGGGGGUCGAGGGCCCUCGGGACGCCACAGCAGCGACGGGCGUGCCGAGAGAGAGCGGGCAGGGAGAGGCCCGGGGCACGCGCGUUCUGGCCACGGAAGAGAGCAGGCACUACGGCAACUACGACGACGGCUACUACUACGAAGACGGCUACUACGACGCCGGGUACGCCCACUACGCCGGCGGUGGGGACAGCUACAGCUACCCCUCAGGGAGCGAGCAACAGUUCACCAACAGCAGCCUGCACAUGUAUGACCUGCAAGAGAUCACGCCAGUAGGAAGUAUGUCGUUGUAGGUGAUGGCCGACUGCUAGAAGUGCAAGCCAACGGUAGAAUUGAUCUUAGUUUCUUUCAGGAGGAUAAGAAUGGUGAAAAAACGACGAUGUGUGUGAAGCUCGCUGACGUGUCUAUUGUAGAGAAUCUGAGCUUCAACUUGUUCUCAACGCAUGCUGUUUCUCUGAAGCAACCAAUCCUCUACGACGAACGUGGUGCAACCCUACAAAAUGGACUGCUCUUUGCUUGAGAGGAAAAGCGUCUGCAGCGUAUGCCAUGCGGUUGCCGUACGACCCAUCUGCGACUAUUGUAGACCCUGCUGCUUUGCCUGCAUUCGUGACUGCCCCCGAUUCC
Ectocarpus sp. CCAP 1310/34 is the source of this 770-nucleotide messenger RNA. NCBI's taxonomy places the organism in Eukaryota, Phaeophyceae, Ectocarpales, Ectocarpaceae. The record is from the annotation of a GenBank genome assembly.